GAGUACAAUUUCUCUCAUCACGAAAAAUCCUCAAAAUUCCCCCCACCCUUCACUCUCACAUCACAACCGAUUUAUCGAGAAAAAAUGGCACCCACGAAAGGAGAGAAGAAGCCCGCCGCCGAGAAAUCGCCGACGGAGACGAAGCCCAAGGCCGGGAAGAAGCUCCCCAAGGACGGCGGCGCCGCCGUCGCCGGAGACAAGAAGAAGAAGCGCGUGAAGAAGAGCGUCGAGACGUACAAGAUCUACAUCUUCAAAGUGCUCAAGCAGGUCCACCCAGACAUCGGGAUCUCGAGCAAGGCCAUGGGGAUAAUGAACAGCUUCAUCAACGAUAUUUUCGAGAAGCUGGCUCAGGAAUCGGCUCGGCUGGCUCGGUACAACAAGAAGCCGACCAUCACUUCUCGCGAGAUCCAGACCGCCGUGAGGCUGGUGUUGCCCGGCGAGUUGGCCAAACACGCCGUUUCGGAAGGAACAAAGGCGGUUACCAAAUUCACCAGAGAUAAGAAGCCACCGGAGAAGAAGCCCGCGGCCGAGAAAGCGCCGGCGGCGGAGAAGUCUCCGGCGGAGAAGAAGCCCAAGGCCGGGAAGAAGCUACCGAAGGACGCCGGCGGCGCCGCCGCCGGAGAGAAGAAGAAGAAGCGGACGAAGAAGAGCGUGGAGACGUACAAGAUCUACAUCUUCAAGGUGCUGAAGCAGGUCCACCCUGACAUCGGCGUUUCCAGCAAAGCCAUGGGAAUAAUGAACAGCUUCAUCAACGAUAUUUUCGAGAAAUUGGCGCAGGAGGCGGCGCGUCUGGCGAGGUACAACAAGAAGCCGACCAUCACUUCCCGUGAAAUUCAGACCGCCGUGAGACUGGUGCUCCCCGGCGAGUUGGCGAAGCACGCCGUCUCUGAAGGAACCAAGGCCGUCACCAAAUUCACCAGUUCUUAAAUUGCUUUUUUUUUUUUUUUUUGUAGAUCUGAAAUUAGGGUUUAUGAUUUUAUUUUAUUUUUGGUACUUUUUUGAUUUACCCGUGGAUGUAAAAAAAUUAUGCUGAUUUACUUGUUUUGAAUCAAAUCAUUGGUAGUUUUUCUUAA
Molecule: messenger RNA, 1073 nt
Organism: Erythranthe guttata (spotted monkey flower)
Lineage: Eukaryota; Viridiplantae; Streptophyta; Magnoliopsida; Lamiales; Phrymaceae
Source: RefSeq, a predicted model, not a curated record